AUGAUGAUUUUUCUAGAGCGACUACCCGAUGUGAUCGAGUCUGUUCCCGAGGGGCCUGUUGAAACGGACAGUCUGCGAAUCGCGUGGCGGUACAAUAAAUUGGAAGAUAUUGACCGAACCACCAUAUCGACCCCAUAUUUGGGUCAUCAUUUUGAUCUGUCUUCCACUAUGAAUUCCGCCGAACGGAUUCAAGAACGAGACCUUGAAGUGGCCACAUUUUCCCCGGAUUCGAGUGAAUCGUUGACCAAAAACUUAUCAAACUUCAUUCUUUCUCUGCAAAAAUUUUUAACUUCCAAAUGUUCCUCAAAUAUUCAGCGUAUAGGAUUACGCAGUCGCAUACAUCAUUAUGCCGACUACGCCUAUACUAUCACUGGAUUUGACGGCCCGACUGGCAAGAAUACGGCCUAUUCCGAUUUCGACGGCCUGUUCACUGUAACCAAGCUACCUUGGUUAGGAGAUGGUCUCGAACCGAUUAGUCGUCCACUCACCAUGGAUUGGGCAUUUAAAGUGAAACGGCGUCAAUUCUUACUCCAGGUAACCAGAUUUUUAUACAGUUUUCCACUUUUUAUUGCACAUAUUUUGGCCACUUCUGUUCCAUUCAUACUUUUAAUUAUCUUAGUUGCGAAAUCUGGCUUUUUUUGUAAACACCAGAAAUUUCUUAGAUAUCCAUGA
Molecule: messenger RNA, 672 nt
Organism: Echinostoma caproni
Lineage: Eukaryota; Metazoa; Platyhelminthes; Trematoda; Plagiorchiida; Echinostomatidae
Source: the annotation of a GenBank genome assembly